AGGAAAGUUUAUGUUUAAGGCUUAACCUUCGGACAGCGUAACAGUCACCCGCCAAAUAACAAAACGAAGAAAAGUCAAAGAGUCGAACACAUUCGAAAAAGUCAAAAAUCUUUUGGUUCUGUCCGUCAAUGAAAACGCCGCCUCGUCGUUCCAAACGAGUUGAUCAGGAAUCGGAACUACCCAAGGUUACAACUCCAGUGGCUCUACGUGCAGCACGAGAGAAGAAGCACUGUUCCAAGGCUCGGGCGGUUCGGGUCAGACCCGAGUACCCACUGACCCGCUCCACCCCCGAGAUGAAGAUAAUGCCUCCUGAGUUCUUUCAAAUAGACGCGCUUGAUCUAGCGCCACGUUUGCUCGGGAAGUUCCUGAGGAGAGACAAUGUUGUCCUACGGAUCACAGAGGUGGAAGCUUAUAGACCAAAUGACUCAGCUUGCCAUGGACGGUUCGGGAAUACCCCACGGACCGCACCUAUUUUUGGACCAGGAGGACAUGCAUAUGUUUAUCUUUGUUACGGUCUUCAUAUGAUGCUCAAUAUUGUUGCUGAUAAGGAUGGAGUUGGAGCUGCUGUUUUGAUACGAUCUUGUUCUCCUGUUACCGGGCUGGAGACCAUACAGGAGCGUCGUGGCCAGAAAACCGACAAACCUGUUCUUCUAAAUGGACCAGGAAAGGUUAGUCUGAUCUGCAUCAAACAGAAUGCACCUUGCAAAUCCACAAUGCAUGAAAUCUGUUCAUAUGUGCCUCUUGCAGGUCGGGCAGGCGCUUGGACUUUCAACAGAGUGGUCUCAUCAUCCCCUCUAUUCUCCGGGAGGAUUGGAGGUUCUGGAUGGAGGAGAAGAUGUGGAGAAAGUACUAGUUGGUCCUCGCGUUGGAAUAGAUUACGCAUUGCCUCAACAUGUCAAUGCCUUGUGGAGAUUUGCCAUUGGAGACACUCCGUGGAUAAGUGCUCCUAAGAACACUCUUAAGCCUCUCUAACUUCAAUCCAAGACUCUUCAGUUGCACUUCUUGUUUUCAGACAUCUGAUUGAGUACACUUCUUGGUGUUUGUAUAGUGUUUUACUGUUUUGUUAACAAUUAUUAAUUUGGGUUGUAUACACAAAGAAGGAAAUCAAUUGGGGCAAAUGUGGAUUAGUGGAAAGGUAUUGGGUGAAAGUGAAAAUUUUAAGAACU
Brassica napus (rape) is the source of this 1166-nucleotide messenger RNA. Its product is annotated as DNA-3-methyladenine glycosylase. The transcript has 5 exons. Gene Ontology annotation, biological process: base-excision repair. The record is from RefSeq and is a predicted model, not a curated record. Bases 129 to 950 code for a protein of 273 amino acids. NCBI's taxonomy places the organism in Eukaryota, Viridiplantae, Streptophyta, Magnoliopsida, Brassicales, Brassicaceae. Gene Ontology annotation, molecular function: DNA binding; alkylbase DNA N-glycosylase activity.